AUGGGGACUCACGACGCCUUAUCAUCAGUCAUCACCCCUGCCCUCCUAGCUCAAAUUGCUGAGGGCUAUCUCCCGUUCCCCAAAGACAAGGAACUCAGCUUCUCAGAUGUUCAAUCCGACGAAACAUCUGAACAUUUCAAGAAAUUCUGCACAUCAAGCACCGCCAAAGAUGCCCUUAUCGCUCUCAGUCGGCUGAGCCCUGAUGCAACUUUACCGGACUUGGAUCUAAUGUCUCUACUCCCAUCACCCACGUCUGUAGACUUUCCACAACAAUGUUUCGGCCUUCAGCUUCUCCUAGAUCAGGCGUCCAGAAUCCUUUUCACGGGUGUUGAUGCACGAUGGCAGUCUGGGUACUUCGGGCCACUUGGAAGACAACUCGCUGGGCAGUGGUACGCUUUACCAGAGGAACAACAACCGUACAAGUUCGAAAGGUGGCAAGCUACAGGUGGCACGAGUUUUAGUUAUUGGGUAGCUAUCCAAAUAAUGUGGGCUGCUCCGUUCUUGCACGCAGAGGACUUAGAAAGUCAAGCAACUGGUCUGGACCUAUCUGAAGAGCUGCGCCGAACGGUUGAGAAACACACUGGGGUGGAAGACCCGUACCGGAAAACAAGGGAGGCUACCUUGAAGGACGACCUUCUCUUCCUGCAUGAGGUUGUCAAAGGUUCACCGGUUGAGGAAGACGGGGCCAGUAUCAGCAUGUCAACUUGGACGUACUGGUGGUGCAUGAUUCUGGAUUCCCACUGGCCUAUAAUCAAGCGAUUUGGCCGUUAUCCUUAUCGAAAUGCUGUGCUGGGCAGGGUUAGUACGGACGAGGAAAAGAAGUGGUUGGAUGAUACUGGACAUUUUGGAGAGGCCCCUCCUGACGUUGCGGAACGGAUUCGAAAGGAUGUAGAGGGAAAUUGGACGCCGCUUAGCCAAGACUAA
Molecule: messenger RNA, 924 nt
Organism: Fusarium graminearum PH-1
Lineage: Eukaryota; Fungi; Ascomycota; Sordariomycetes; Hypocreales; Nectriaceae
Exons: 1
Coding region: 1-924 (307 amino acids)
Molecular function (GO): protein binding
Source: RefSeq, a predicted model, not a curated record